AUGGCCUCCUCCGCAUGGAAGUCGUCCGUCUCAUCAGUAGACCGAUAUGAGACAAUAUCCAGAAUUCUCGAGGCCCUCCCCUCGCAGGACAUGAGUGAAGCCGUCGCCAUCGAACAAGCAGCAUACGACAAUUCAUCCUCCUUGGACCAAUACACCUCCGCCUGCCACCCAAGCAAACACCAAAAUCCCCCAUCUUCACCCCUAUCCUCACCCUCACCCUCAUCCUCACCACAACCAGCCCCCCAAUCCGGCAUCACCAUCGGCUCAUACGCCAACUGCUCCCCCAUCUCAGACGGCGUCACCUCCGAAGUCUUCCGCUCCGGCACCACCGCCCUCAAAGUCAUCGUCCACACCGUCGAGCCGCACAAUCCCCUCCGCGAGAUCAAGAUCCUGCAGACCCUCCGUCCGCCAUGCAUCCCCCUCAUCGAGUCCUUCCGUGACCAGGAGCAGCGCCUCGUCCUCGCCUUUCCGUACAUGCCGCUGACCCUCGCCGAUGUCCUCGACAAGUCUUCCUCAGCGCUGGACAGUGCCCUGAUCCGCUCCGUCUUUGGCGAUGUCCUCCGGGCUCUUGUUGAUAUCCACAGCCAGGGCAUCGUCCAUCGCGACAUCAAGCCGUCAGCGAUCCUCCUCGCAUCGCCCUCCGGCCCGGCUUAUCUAUCUGACUUCGGCACCGCUUGGCACCCUACCUUCUCUACCUCCUCCGAGCCCCCGGCGUCCAAGAUCCUCGACAUCGGCACCGGCCCGUACCGCGCUCCCGAGGUCCUCUUCGGCGACAAGUCCUACGGCCCUCCCGUCGACAUGUGGGCUUUCGGCGUCAUGCUCGCCGAGGCAAUCAAUUCUCCGCCUUCACCACCAUUCGAGUCCCGGCCCGUCCACGAAGACGGGAACCAGCUCGGCCUGAUCCUCAGCAUAUUCAAGACUCUAGGCACGCCCACCCCCGAGACGUGGCCCGAGGCAAAGGCGUUUCGCGUCACGCCGUUUGAACUGUGGACGGUGUUUCCGCAGAGGGAGUGGGAUGUGAUAUUACCGGGUGUUGAUGCAGGGUUCAGAGAUGCCGUAGCGAGAUUGGUUCGCUACGAUGGGAGCAGGGCUACGGCCGACGAGCUAAUGUGCAUCUUCAUCUUCACCAGGUUCUAA
Messenger RNA from Trichoderma breve, 1137 nucleotides. RefSeq names its product protein kinase domain-containing protein. The transcript is spliced from 4 exons. Lineage: Eukaryota; Fungi; Ascomycota; Sordariomycetes; Hypocreales; Hypocreaceae. Bases 1 to 1137 code for a protein of 378 amino acids. Gene Ontology annotation, cellular component: cytoplasm; nucleus. The record is from RefSeq and is a predicted model, not a curated record. Gene Ontology annotation, molecular function: cyclin-dependent protein serine/threonine kinase activity; ATP binding. Gene Ontology annotation, biological process: protein phosphorylation.